CAGGCUUUAUGUGACUCAGUACUGAACAUCUGGGAUUGAUCAUAGGAUCACAAACUGGAAAGCAGUCAUCUGGCUUCUAGAAAUACAACUUUCAGUUCCUGCUCCACAACUUUUUUUUUUUUUUUAAUGAUAAACUGAACUGCAACAGCCAUUUUAAGUCUUCUUAAUAACUGUAGCCUCGUUAUUUUCCACAUUGUGGCAUCUGACAACUAUAUUAAAUUUUAUUUAAUUCUGGAGUGGCAGUGAGGGUUGCACUCUGUACGUAUAUUAAUUCAAUAUUUUUUCCCUUCAAGAUUUAAUUAAACAAUGAUCAUCGUGGGACUUCAUUUUUUGUUAGUCCCAUUCUUCAUCAAAAACAUCAUGGGAGAGGCCCAAUAUAUAAUGCAAGAUGCAGCACUGAUGAACUACAUAGACCAGCGUAUCCUAUCUUUAGAGAACAGACUGAAAAAAUGCAACCAAGACAUACUGGAUUAUGUUGAAGAAUUUCAAGACUUUUCAAAGAUGGUACUGUCACGUCUGUCAGGACUGAACAGUUACAAGACUGAGGUUAAAGAUGAAGUAGAGAAUUUGCUAACAAGAGUUGAACGAGCACAGAGGGACAUUGACUAUUUUGGAUCUGUGAGAGAUUCUAAGAUGUGCGUAGAAGUAGAUGAAGAUCUCGUGAAACAGCAGCUAUUAGAAGAAGCAGAAGAAAAGGAACUUAAAGUCAUGCUUAAUGCAAGUUGUGACCACUUGCUUGCAAGUGUGAAGUCCCUAAAGAUGGUCAAGAAGACUGGAGACAAGCAUGGUUCUUGGAUGAAAGAUCCUGGCAAGAAGCAUACAAAGAUUUAUUUAUUAAAUGGUACUGUGAAUAAUGUUAUUUUUGAAUUUCCAAACAUCAUGACAUUCAUGGAAAGCAAUCAUACACUAAAAGCUCGCAGAGUCAUCCUGCCAUUUCCUUGGGAAGGGACUGGCCACAUUAUUUAUCAGGGUUUCCUAUUCUAUCACAGACACGGCUCCUUAAAUGAAAUAAUUAAAUUCAAUAUCCAGAAGAGAAAUAUAGUUGACCGUAUGCUACUGCCAGGGGCUGGAAGAAUUCCUGCCUAUCAACUUUCUCCAUCUAAAAAAAUAGAUCUUGCUAUUGAUGAGCAAGGGCUCUGGGCAAUCCAUGCAGAACCAGAGAUUGGAGGAAACCUUGUAAUUACCAAAAUCAACCACAUAACCAUGUCAGUGGAACACACUUGGGAUACAACAUGCAGUAGCAAGGAUGCUGAAGCAGCUUUCAUGGCAUGCAACAUACUCUAUGUUGUGUACAACUUUCCUAGUGGAGGCACCUCUCGCAUACAAUGUGCAUAUGAUGUUUUGGGUACUGUAAAUACUUAUGAAAUACCAGUAUUGCAUUUUCCAAAACGUCAGGGUAGCCAUUCCACUAUUCAUUAUGAUCCCAAGGAAAAGCAGCUCCUUGCUUGGAGUGACGGAUCCCAGAUUAUUUAUAAGCUUCAAAACCAGCAAAAAGCUUAGAAUCUUGAGCAACUUUUCAAAUACAUCUAAAAGCUAACAGUCUCAUGUCAAUGUGGAAUUAAUAUAAUUUUGAUGAACAAUAAUGACCAUCUGCUACAACUUUCAUUUUUUACCACAUAAAUUAAUGCUUACACAUGCCAGCGACCUUAAGUUAGCAUCCAUUUAAAAAUAUGUAAAUUAUGUAUCCAUAAAUAAGAAUUAAGUCAUGAAUUAGUACCAUAUGAGUACAUACAAACUAGUCUUAAAAAUUACGGUAAAAAUACAAAUGGGUAUGUAUAUAUACACACUAACAUAUCUCUGACAUGUUCUAUUCCUAUUAAAACUAUGCUUUCUGCUUCAUUGUCAUGGAAAUCCAUUAAGCCCCUCCUACCAAACACACACUAUUUUACUGCCUUCAGUAUCUCAGUUCACUGUAAAAAAGAAAUCUUUGUCAAAAGGACUGUAAAAAUCAUAUGGUACUGGAGGAGCUAUCUAUGAAGAUCUAAUAGCAAAGAUUUAUCAUUUUGCAAAGCAAAGCAGUAUACAUUCUUACAAACACAUGGUUUAUGUUUAACAUAUGAUCUUCCUGCACAUUAUAUCAAGGCUAUUUCUAAAAAUAGAUUUUCUAGCCUAUUUCCACAAAAAUUUCACAAUUUUUAUUGAAUGCAUAGCUGCCCAGGCCACUUUUGGUCUAACAAACACAUUAGUUGCAGUUAGAUAUUCCCACUUAUCAGCUACAAUUUGUCACUUUUCAAUUUUUUUCAGUGUAUCACUGUUUAUUUGUAGGAGGGAACAUUCCUAUAUCUGUUCUGAACCACAUGCUGUUGUUUUACUUAUCAGUAAUUGUUUUCUUUCCACUAUCAGCAUCUAGUUCUGAGGUACUUUUUCAAUAUUCCCAAACAUUUCUAUUGUUCAUAGCUAAGUCUUUCUUAUCCUGUCCUCUGACUUCAGCAAAAUAUCUGUACAGAAAAUGUGGACAAGAUGAGCCCAAGUAGUGCAAGUGAGUGCACAUCACUUGCUCCAUCCUAGCUUUGCUAGGAACUCCACAGAAAUACAGCUUCAUUUGCAAAAAACAAACAAACAAAAAACCAAACAAAAAAAAA
Molecule: messenger RNA, 2582 nt
Organism: Meleagris gallopavo (turkey)
Lineage: Eukaryota; Metazoa; Chordata; Aves; Galliformes; Phasianidae
Gene: OLFML1
Product: olfactomedin like 1
Biological process (GO): signal transduction
Source: RefSeq, a predicted model, not a curated record